AAACAUCUCGCUAAUCAUCAAUUUCCUGCGCGACGACCUCGAAGACAAUCGCGACCUGGAGAUACAGACGUUGGAUAAGAUAAAGCCUGCAAAACCAGAGUUUAAUUUCGAGAGGUCUGUGGUCUGCUACCCGGGGAGAACCUUUAGUAAGUCUGAGACCGUGAGUCCCGACCAAACUCCCAAGUCUGAGCCAGUCGACUUAGACCCUUUUGGAAUUGAUGUCGCGCAAAGCUCAUCCGAUGACGAAUUUAUUGAUAAUGCAAGUGACUCAUCUAUCUGAGCAGGAAAAAAAAAAUUUAACAAUUUUCCAGCCCAUUUACCAUGCUUGAAUCUCACGACACGCAGCUGUUCCGCACACCUGUUUCGAUUCUCACAAUCCCCAGGGACAGAUUCUGGUUGUUCAAGAGCGGUGUGCUGGAGAUUUUGUACAAAUUAAUUGACAGUCUGGAGGGUCAGAGUGAUACUGACGAAGAGAGUGGAGACGAAAAACAUCUGGUAAAUUCCGUGCACUCUUUGAUCGUCCAGAGGAAUGAUACCGGCGAGCAGGACUCGCUGAACUCCGAGGACGACGGCCUGUUCUUCCACCUGGCUUUUACUCCUGAGGAGGUGACCUUCAUGUGUAGCACGAGUCUGAUCCGGAAAUACCUUUCCAAGCCGUUGUCUCUCAAUAAACAAGCCCAAUUGGGCGCAACACUAAUUGACGAGGAGUUUUUGGUUCUGCAGGUUUUGACUGAAGGCACCAUCAUUGGCAAAAAAAUCCUGGAAUUGACUGCCCCUCUUUCGGAGCAAGGAAUUCCUAUUUUCUUCAUUUCCAAUUACUUCAGUGACCUCGUGCUGAUACCAGCUGACCAUAGGACUGCAGCUGUUGAAAUAUUGGAAAAGUCGCAGUAUACAGAUACCAGCAAAUUAGAACAGGAGACGUUCCAAUUAUUCAGAUCGAGCUCGGUGAAGCCCGUGCUGAACACAGAUGUGAAGAUUCUGCUAACAGGAGCUCGUCCUGGAGACUCUUCGCUAGUUCUACGACAGACUGUGGAGGCUCUGUCAAGGUACAACACCGAACAGAGCGGCACAAAGCACUCGUUCUUGGCAUAUUUUGCACUUACCAGAACGCCCACCGAGGACAUUGGGUUGCUACUGCCUCUCGCAGAUGACGAGAUGGCCAAAGUAAAUUAUUCAAGAGCCACAAUUUUGGGAUCGUUGCAGGACUUCUAUUUCCCGUUGUUCAUCAACCUGAAAACGCUUCCUUUGGACUUGAAGGGCAUUGUUGCUGGUGUUGCGUCGAAACUGUUGAAGCUCGGGCUGGACGAGAUGAGCUACGUCAGUUUGGGACGUUCUGCCGUUGUGCUGGUGCCUGACAACUUCCAAGAUACAGUUCAGAAAAUGCUGGAAUCCAUGUGAUCGACGCGUCAGUCGACCUUGACCGGAGUUUUGAAAGAGUUUCCAUCUUCUCCAUUCCCCGGCCAAAAUUGUGCAUUUCCUGAGGGCCUUAUUACCGCUUCGGUCGAGCUGUAUAUAAGCAGCAACAUCCGCCGCUGGUUGAAACCCAAUGCGUCGCUCAAGUCUGUGGUCUGUCCAGGAUGAUCAGCUGCUACUCUUUCUAAAAGAUAACAGGAAUUUGGGGUGGAAACGAAUCUCUACGUACUUUAAAGGGCGCACGUCGAACGCGUGCCAGUUUAGAUGGCGGCGUCUCAAAAGCACUCGCGUGAGAACGUUGGAGUGUCACGAAACCAGCAUAGUUGCCAAACCGUUGAGUCGGAUACGGCGUUUGGACAGCACCGAACCAAGUGUCUUGCAAGCUCACGUCAACGUCAGCAUAAUCGGCUCGCGCAAGAGCAGAAUCAUGAAAAUUAGUAGUUUAUGUGAAUGAUACAUGUUUCAUUCCAUAAUUAUUUACCGAUAACUAUUAAUUAAAUACAGAAAUAAU
Messenger RNA from Ogataea polymorpha, 1924 nucleotides. RefSeq lists its product as uncharacterized. The record is from RefSeq and is a predicted model, not a curated record. Lineage: Eukaryota; Fungi; Ascomycota; Pichiomycetes; Pichiales; Pichiaceae. Gene Ontology annotation, biological process: regulation of intracellular signal transduction; cellular response to L-arginine. Gene Ontology annotation, cellular component: cytosol. The transcript has a single exon. The coding region runs from base 322 to 1398 and encodes 358 amino acids.